Porites evermanni is the source of this 6304-nucleotide messenger RNA. The record is from the annotation of a GenBank genome assembly. NCBI's taxonomy places the organism in Eukaryota, Metazoa, Cnidaria, Anthozoa, Scleractinia, Poritidae.
AUGCAGGAUCGUAAAACGCAGGCUUUUACUGUAUUCAUCAUUUUAUUGCUUGGAAAUCUUGUAAUCCUAGAAGGUGAAGCUUGCAACGAGACUCACGUGGGUGCAGACAGUGGUAUCCUUCAGUCUCCGUUUUUUCCGCACAAUUACCCGAAUGAAGCCUACUGUUUCUGGAAUAUCAGAGUCAACCAAUCACAGCACGUGUUUUUGAUGUUCUCAUCAAGUUUCAGUUUACAGGCUGAAAACAACACAGAUGUCAUUCGUGUGUACGAUGGAGGGAAUACCACAGAGGAGGAGUUGGGAGUGUUUUACGGAGGACACCCGCCCCCUCAGGAUGGACUCUAUUCAUCAGCAAACCAAAUGUUUGUGGUUUUUAAAACGGACAACAACAAAUCUUUCUCCGGUUUCCAAGCUUCCUAUCACGCCUUAACGUGUUCCGGUAAGGAUGUUUCAGAACAACUGACCUUCUUCUAGGCCACAAUGCAGUUUCCAUUCAAAUUUUCAAAGGCAAUAGGCCACUUCCGAGUUCCGAAAACCCUCACUUUCAAAAUGAGGCCAAGUGCACAGCCAUUCUUGUGAAAUUGAGUUUUAUUUGCAUGAGAAUGAAAAAUCAUCUCCAUAUCAAUGGCUAAGCACUAGUCGUUUUGAUACAGAGGCCCAGGGGAACUCGGAUAUGGCCUACCUUGCAUUGCCAUCAACCUCGAGACAGGCAGAGGGAGCAAUCUUUUUACGUAACUUCGCGCGGUAGCUUCAAGCCUUGACGAAGACCGGCGAAUGAAGGCGUUGUUGAAACUUCACUUUUAAAAUCAUGUUUAAAUCGUUGUAGAUUAUAAACACUACUUAUCGACCGAGAGUGAUGUCCGAGAUUACAGGGAAAUCUCAGACCGAGGCUUUGAUGUAAUAGGGAGCUUAUAAGCAACAAGGACGGCGACGGCUACAAACGUCACUUAUUCGCUUAUUCUGUCUCGUUUAAUUCGUGAAAUGUUGGCAAAUUUUUUUGGAGUUAAGUUCUAAAGGACUGUAUCAAAGUUCAGGAAAGAAAAAGAAACUUGUUGUUGUGUGUUCCCGUCCUCGACAAAACUGCGUGCAACAACAGCAAAGAAAUGUACAAUAAAGCGUGAUGCACGUGCAACGUUGUUGUUUUGCGAGUAUAAACCUUUUCCUUUUUGGCCGUUGUCGUUGCCGUUCGCUGUCUUCAUUGCUUAAGCUCCCUAUCUAUACAUCGAGGCCUCGGUCUGAGAUUUCUCUGUAAUGACCAAACGCACGAGGUUAAUAAGUUCUUUAUUAUAUGGCCUUUUUAGCGUCCUUUUCUUUAAAGUUGACUUCCAACACAGGGAAAAAAAACCUAAACAAUAACGUAAAGUCAUAGCAGCCUAACACUGUCGGCCCUUGCCAUAGGGUACUUUGAGGUCUUGUCUAAGUGGGCUACGAAAUUCCACUACCUCUUGACUAUUUUCUAUUGUUUGUUUCCUUGUUUGACAUAUUUUUUGCUUGAAAUAUAUAGAUCCUCUUGGAAUGGAAAGCGGGGCCAUUUCUGAUGCUCAAAUAAGUGCAUCUUCGCAUUAUACCAAGAACUGGCGGCGUGACCAUUCUGCAAAAAAGGCAAGGCUAAAUUCGAGAGUGUCGUGGAGGAAUAUAGAAUGGUGGGCAGCGGCUACAAAUGAUCUUCACCAGUGGCUUCAAGUGGACUUUGGUGGUUACACCAAAGUAACUCGUAUCGCGACUCUGGGAAGUGGAGACGGAAUCGUACAAUAUGUGACCAAGUUUAAAAUCCGGUAUAGUUCUGACGGAGUCAUAUGGCAAUUUUACAAAGAACCUGGUAAUGCGAAUGCUUCAGCAAAGGUACGCUGGACUUGCUAAAUAGGGAACUUAGGCAACGACGACGACAAAGAGAACUGCAAAAAAGCAAUAGUUCCGGUUUGAUUAGCAAAACAAUAACCUUACAUGUGCAUCAUGCUUUUUUUGUACAUUUUUUUGCCGUUUUUGCAAGGCGAAAGUGCUUAAAUUCAUGUUUUGUCGAGGACGGAAACACAAGACAACAACUUUCUUUUUCUUUCCUGAACUUUAACACAUUCCUUUAGACGAUAAAGUUUGAAGCCGCGCGAAUUCACUUUUUAAGUGACGUUUUGGUAGCCGUCGCCGUCGUUGUUGCUUAAGCUCCUUAAUGAAUUCAGUAAGGUUUCCAAAGAUAGCUGCCUUAAUGGAGGGCCUCAAUGGGGUUUACCGUCAGCCGUCAAAUGGCCUAAAAAUUGACCGUCAACAGUCAGAAAAGGUUAUUUUUUUUACCGUCAACGGUCAUAAAUGCAGGUUAAGAUUAACGGUCAACAAGCUUUAAAGUAUGUCAAAACUCACUAUUUCAGCUGCUCUUCACGGCAUUCCGGGAGAAUCGGGAGUCCGGACCCCCCUAUCAGACCUGAAGCUUGUUUGAGACUUAAAUUCUUACAUCUACUGGCUGAUUCUUUUAAUGCAUGGAACGCGCGUUGCAUUUUGCCACUAAACUAAAUUCCAGGGAUAUUCAAAAAAUGUAAUUGUUUUUGGGUACCCUCCUAUGAUCUGUUUACCUCAGCUCGCAAAGCAGUCUUUCCCGUGCCAACGGCGACUGGCGUUCACAGAUUGAGAAACACGUGGUCGUCUCUAUGAGAAGUUAUUUGCCACAAAAAAAGUUCAACAGUACUUUCUGAACCAAACUUUGGACCCCCCCAGUCAAAAAUUCCUUGAUCCGCCCCUGGGUAACACAAUAACUGGUAGAUCUCUUUCUGGCAUACAAAGUUAAGAAUAGCAAGUGACCGGAGGCAAACCAGUUGGCUAUUUACAAGGGUGACCGAGGAUUUGAACUCGGAACUACCGAAAACAAGUCCAGUGAGCGGUCAGGGCGGGCAUUGAACGCGGGGCCCCCGGACUACAAUUCCAGCGCCUUUAACUGCGGAUCAUUUUACGUUUCUGUGAAACUGCCCACCUAACCCUCCCCUUAACCAACAUUAACACUUAGCAAGAGCCAUAAUAGGACAGAGAGGGAAUCUAAGGGCGUUGGCCGGGAUAUCUUAAUUUUUAGAAUUAUGCGGACCACGCGGAAACAGUUUCCGGUAAACUGGUUAACUUCCGGAAGACUCGCUUUCACGAUUCAGCGCGCCAAAGCGAGGCGGCGUCAACAAAUAAAAAAAUGGCGGCAGUGGAGGGACGAUGUGGAGUUGAUAAAUUGGCCUUCUUCAACAAAGAACCUACCAUAGAAACUGCUUAAAACUUCUACACAAAAGGAUCCUUUACAAGCAACGGUAGAAAUCGGUUAAAGCGACCGCGUGACCAUCGUUUUUGUUUGAACUGCUGGAAAGAAGACAAGUAGCGUUGCGGCCCGGAUAGGCAUUGUACACAAAACGCGCGGGUCCUACAAAGACGACCGUACAAGCGACCGUGUGGACGUAUUUUCUAUUGAAAGAGGAGGGAAAAGUACGUAUAAAGGUGUCCAGUAUUUUUGUCAAGGACAUGACCGGGAAGGCGGGAAUCUUGUGGAACACACCUUUUCCUGCUUGACUGAUAUUUUAAUUUGUUCCACACUUCACAUUGGACAAUUCGCAAUUAUUCUUUAUUGAACACGAGGUUAAUAGAAACGGAAUAUUCGCGGCGAGGUCAAUAUUCCUAAAUCAGUAAAGAAACCAAAAAGCGUGGAAAUCGGUAAACAAUAGGUUUGAUCUUUACAGAAUUUUCAAACAUUGCAAAUCAAAUCGGAAACAGGUUAUAUGGAAUCGCCAAAAGUUUAAAUUCAGCUGUAAAUUGUACUUCCAAGCCUAAGAAGAAAAGUAGAGCUUUUUUUUUUUUCAUCUGUCGAAUCGCCAAGUUAGGGAAAAAGGCUUUUUGUGCCGCUAAUUUGUGUUGUUCUUCGUAAGUGCAGACAAAGGCAGGUGGCCCGGUUACUCGAGGUAAGGAGCCGUUUCUCUGUAGUUUUCUCUGUCCUGUUUAAUUGAAAUCUCAAGCUUUCGUUAAGAUUUGCUUUCAUUUUUUUGUCAUUAAGUCAGUUGAAUUUGAUUUCGGGGGAAAAUUUGUCUUUAAAGGAAAUGUUGAGUUUACACACCUCUUCAGUACUCGAUUAAACAGGGGCACCCAACGACUGUUUUCUGUGAAAUAUCUGUUCGGAGAAGCAAAAAGUGCCUAGAAUUUUCUAUAGCUUGAGGAAAGCUAAAAAUUUCUAGAUGACCGUUCCAUUCAUGUACAAUUUCGAAGCUUAAUUAAUAAAUUCCCUACGAUUUUCUGAAGUUUAAUUUUUCCCAUGUUCACUCCCCAUGUUAGCCCAUUUUUCGUAGAGAAAGGAAACCUAAAAUUUUCGGAAUCGAAAAUGCAAUGCAGAGAGGAAUCAGAAGAAUUAUCACUUUCGUGAAACUUUAAAUUGCAGCUAAAAUUUUCGGGAAAAUGAUACCGAAGCCCUUGUAAUUUCGAAAAGACUCAAGUUGCCCUAGGAUGACUGAACAGAUACAAAUUUUUUAGCGCCACUUAAAAUACAUUUCUAGAGAUCUUAAAGUACUCUAGAUAGCCUAAAUAAUUAACCUUUACAGAUCCUGCACCGCAAUGUGUAGGUAAGAACAACCCCAAACAUUUGUUAUGUACUGUGUUAAAUAAUAUAAGCUUGCUGCAUGCAUAAUAAAUGUGGGGGUUUGGAUGCGUAGGACCUUUUGAUGUUGUGUUUGCCACUUAUUAAUCCAGCAAGUUUUCUUUACUUCAGUAAGCACUCAUGGUUUUAUGUGUCGGCUGCUGAAUUUUUCUCUAUGGAAAGCACUCAAAAGUGUUAAGAAUAUAAACUACUGCAAUAAGUUCAAGCUGUGUAUAGCUUCUUGUUUAUAAUUGUCUUAUUUCUUGUACCUCCCCUCCUCAGUGAAAGCCUAAUUAACUCAUUUUCUACAUUGUAUGGUGAAACCUCUAUUAUGCAGACCCCAUAUUAAGCAGACACCCUGUAUUCAGCAGUCGAAUAGCUCAAAAUGUGGCAAAACGUUUCAUUCCAUAAUUUAAGAAAAACAAACCUGUACUUAGUGGAUAUCUCUAAUAAGCAGAAAGCAGCAAAGUUUGUGUGGAUGCCCGCCCAAUUCUAAUUAUACAGGUUUUUUUUAUUUAUAACAACCUUUAAUGCAUAAAAAUAGAUGGUAAAAAGAAGGAUGAGUGAGGGUGUAAAGAGAGAAGAACUGAGUCCUUAUGCCAGGCUGGCUCCCUCCCUAAGGAUAUAAUAUAAAAUACAACAUGUAAAGGUUUCAUAAAACUGGUACAUCAUUUUUAUGUUGUGUGUCUUUUAGACUGUGAGCAGUCUCUCUUCAGCUCGAAAAUCUGUAAGCAAGAUUAUUUGAGCAGCGAAGUCGCACGAGUUGUGAGGGCGCAAAUUCGAAUACGCUGCUCAAAUACUCUUGCUUACAGAUUUUCAAGCAAAAGAGAGACUGCUCGCAGACUAUAUGUCUUUCAGUGUCUGCAAACUUUUCUGUUGUUUUCUGACAGGUUGAAUUGAAGGAACAAUACUACUAGCAAUCAUGAAUUCUCUUUUAAGAUGUCUGCAUGACCUUGCCACGGAUAGUGGGGAAAAUAAUGUACAAGCUUGACAAACAGUGCAAGUUCUAUAUUUUGGGGCAAGGGAGCACUUAUUCAUUUAUUUAUUUAUUUAUUAUUUUUUAUACUUUUGUUAAACUAUGUGGCUGCCAAUGCAUUUGGGAUUUGAAAUUUGAGGAAUACUGGGAAGAGUGUGACCAACUGAGUGACACACAUGUUAUCGUAGACACUACAUUAAUAUUGAUUUGUCUCCUUCUAGAUGCUUUCCUUGACAUUGCCUCUUCAAGCCAUGGCAUGAAUAGAUACACUGAUUCUGUCACACACUAUGUUUUAUUGCUCCAGAAUGUCUCUCUCAAUGCAACCCAUGCAGGUGCAUAAAUUGAUUAACUCACCAAUUAAAAAUGGCUCUUGCACUUAGUUCUUACUUAGGGCAAAAUGUUGGCUUAGGGGAGGGGUAGGUGGGCAGUUUCCCAGAAACGUAAAAUGAUCCUAACUGCUAAGCCGCCCUGCCUCUAGUCUGCUACACAGCCGUUUUCAGUGCCGUCACGCAACGCUCCUCCCCAAUGUGCAGACUACCCUGCCUCCAAGGACUGCUCAGUAUUGUCAAACAUGUAAACGAUUCUUUUUCCAGGUGUUUACUGGGAAUUCUGGCGGUCCAAAUAGAAUUAUGUAUAACCGACUGAAUAAAGCCAUCUUAGCACGAUACAUUCGAGUUGUGCCGGUGGCAUGGUUUACGCACAUAUCGAUGAGACUGGAAAUCUACGGUUGCCAAGGUACUCUUUUACAAUAA